Phytophthora nicotianae INRA-310 is the source of this 5665-nucleotide messenger RNA. RefSeq lists its product as hypothetical. Gene Ontology annotation, biological process: meiotic chromosome condensation; mitotic cell cycle; mitotic chromosome condensation. Lineage: Eukaryota; Oomycota; Peronosporomycetes; Peronosporales; Peronosporaceae. Gene Ontology annotation, molecular function: histone binding. The record is from RefSeq and is a predicted model, not a curated record. The coding region runs from base 697 to 4101 and encodes 1134 amino acids. The transcript is spliced from 3 exons. Gene Ontology annotation, cellular component: condensed chromosome, centromeric region; nucleus.
UUUUUAAAUUACGGCACCAAAACACCGCGAAAACAGGUAUAACAAUAAUGGAGUUCCUUGUGCCGCUGCACGCGGCGGACUUGGAGCUAGCCAAGGCGGGUCGCUACCACGUGCAGUCGGUGCUGACGUUCGAAGACGAGACACCGGCGGAGAUCUCGGUGCGCGUACAGCGGCUGGAGGAUCAGGUAUUGGGCAGCGAGGCGGGACUGGAGCUAUUGCAGGAAGACUGGCUGGACUUGACGUACAGUCUCGUCAAGAAGCUGCCGACGCUCUCGGAGUCUCUGCGUAUGCGUGUGGUGGAGAUGCUGGCGGCCUUUGUGAGUAACGUGACGGAGGGUGUGCUUGCCAGACGCCCCGGCAGCGACGAUGCGGACGACGUGGCAUUAUACCGUAGCACCUUCAAAGCCAGCGUCUACUUCCUCAUAACAGCACUCACGAGUGUCAGCAGUCUUCAACUACAGGCAGAGAAGGAUAUUAUCAAGCACAAGGGCAAGGGAAAGAAUCAGAACUCGACUAUUAACCGCAUCAACUGGAGCAAAGUGGUGGAAGGAGCCAUCCACAAACUCAGUCGCUCUGUCAGUCCCAAGACGUUCUCUAUGUGGAAUAUGAACGUGCCUGAGGAGGUAAGAGAGGAGAAAGCGAUGGAAAUCUUUGAAUUACUGACAUUUUCUUGCUAUUUUGGGGCAGGAAUUCUCCAUGUUAUAUUGUAAAGUGGUCUUCGAGCUGCUGGGUAACGCUACACUUUGUCGCGGGAAGUCACUCAAGCCCAAACUUUACCACCUUCUGGCUAUGAGUUUACAGAAGGCUCCAGCUAUCCACAUUUCCGUGGUGGCGUCUCUCAUCGACCUCAUCUACACACACGAACACUUGAGUGCCUCUAUCGCGGAACUUGUUGAGUUACUUUACUUUAAGUAUGCCAAUAUGACAUUCGCGGCGGAUCUCAUCAGUGAGAUCGGGAAAAUCUCGUCACGGGACGCAUCCAAGGACGUGGCUGGAACACGAAACAUCGCCAUGUUCCUUUCGAGUCUGUCGACGCUUACACCUGCUUUGAUUAUGGGCAACUUGAGUUUCGUGCUGGCCUUGCUGGACUCGGAAGCCUAUCAACUCCGCAAUGCUGCGGUGACGUGUGUGACUCAGAUUCUGCUCUGGAAUUUCCGUCAAAGCGGCCAGCAACAAGAGACUGACGAGCCUGAAGCUGCUACUGCGUCGAGGAAGAAGACGAGGAAGCACAGGAAGAUGGACCAAGAGACCAAGAACGACGGCUCAGGCACUGACGAUAGUAGCGAGGAGGACGACGGCAGCAGCAGUGACUCGAAUGACGAAGAAGAAGACAUUGGGAAGGCCAAUGCGAAUGCUCCACGUACAUUCUCCCGCUCCACACGCGACCAGUUGCUCAGUGUACUGGAAGAUCGCACCCACGACGUCAAUUCCUUCGCUCGAGGCCACGUGCUUAAGAUGUGGGCUCUGUUGUGCGAGGAAGGAGCUCUGCCGCUGCAUAUGCUCAAGAACGUGACGUUGAUGGCUGUCGGACGGCUACAGGACAAGGCGGCGGUGGUGCGUCGUCAUAGCAUCCACUUACUGUCCUUGUUACUGGAAAGGAACCCGUUUAUGGGCAAUCUGGACCGUGGAUUCUACGAAAAGAAGCGGGAUGAGCUUACAGAGGAGAUGAAGAAGAAGCGAGACGAAGUGAUUGCUGGUGCAGAGAAGGAAAUGAACGAAGCGUUGGGGGAGAUUGCCAUCCAGGGAGAGGACAAGGCUGCUUCUGCAUCCCCUCAACCGACGGUCUCAUCAGAAGAGCAAGCGGUUGCACUGGAGAAGGAGCUACAGAGGACGAUGCGUCUGCUCAAGUUUUACCAGGACGCUAUUGACUUUAUUGACGAGUUCGAGUUGCAAGCUUUGCCUCUGAUGGGUCAACUACUGGGCAGUAAGUCCAUUUCUGAUGUGCUGGAGGCCAUCCAGUUCUUUGAAAAAGCCUACCGCUUCCAUCUUGGCGCUGCUCAGACCGGAAUCAAGAAGGUUUUGCCCUUGACGUGGCGCUCUGACGUGUCCAUCCAGGAGCAGCUGUCCAAUACUUUCGUGGGUCUGUUUAUUCGCAUCGAUGUGGACGAUCCAGAGCGGAACUCGCCUCAAUUAGUAGCUGAAAACCUCGUCAAGUUCUUGGAUGAAUGCACCGUCGCUGAGUACACGUGUCUGGAGCGGAUCAUGGGGGAACUACAUCGCAGUCAGAAGGUGCCGAUGGUGGUCAUCAGCUCACUGUGGGGACUGGUGGACGUGACUGUGUACCCGAUUUCAGUGGUGAGCAACGCACUGGUUCUUUUGAGUAUGAUCGCUAAUAUCGAUGACUCGAUGCUCUUCUCCAACGAUCGUCUCGGUCAAGUUCUCUCGAUGGGCUUUGGUGAUGUGGCAUGCAGUCCAGCGUCUCAGUAUCGCGUCCUUGGGGCGGCCUGUCGUCUGGUGCAAUGUAUUCAGUUGGAGCCUAAGAAUGCGACGGCCAAGAGCAACAGUCAGACCCAGCGACGCAUCCAACGUUCCAAUCUAGACGCGACAGAGCAGAUUAUCCUACGCUUGCAGCGGUUCCUUGCUCUGGAUUUUGUGAGUGACGACGGGAUUGAGGUGGAGUGUCUGCACUCCACAUGGUUUGACACUGUACAGCAAGCAAUCGAGGCCAUUUUCUCGAUUUGUGAGCGUCCAGAAGACGUUUGUGGCGAUGUGAUCAAGCACUUGUCGCUGCGUUUGUUCGAGAGCGAGACGAAUGAUGUGUCCCGAGUGGAGCUGGCCCACUUUUUCUUCGUGUUGGGCCACUCGGCUGUAAAGGUAGCCAUCCACGUGGAGAAGCUGGCUGCUAAAGUCAAGAAGAUGCGUGGCAAUCGCAGUGCUGCUGCGAGACCUGCCGAGAAUUCAGGUUUAAAUGACGCUGAAGACGUGUCUGCCAUGGAGGAUGAGCUAGGGGUGGCUGCAGAGGUGGAGGCCGAGGAAGACACGUUUGUCAACAAUAUCAUCCAAAAGGAGAUCGCCUGCCGCAAUCUGCUUGGAAUGUAUGGUCCACUGAUCAUCCGUGUGUUGGUGGGCAAUGAAGAAGAGUUCAUGAGUGACGAGCUACUGACGGAGUGUGCAGUGGUGGCGCUGAGCAAGUUUAUGGCUGUGUCGGAGGAGUUCUGUGAGAAGCAUUUGCAGUUGUUGUUUACCAUCCUACAGGACUCGCCGCAACCUUCAGUCCGAGGCGACGUCAUCAUUGCACUAGGUGAUCUCUCGUUUCGAUUCCCGAACCUGGUGGAGCCCUGGACGUCACAUCUGUACAAUCGUCUGCGAGAUGUCAACCUCAACGUCCGCAAGAACACAAUCGUUGUGCUCUCUCACCUCAUUCUGAACGACAUGAUCAAGGUAAAAGGUCAGAUCAGCGAGAUUGCCAUCUCAUUGGUGGACGAAAACGACGGCAUUCGAAGUCUGGCCAAGCUUUUCUUCUUCGAACUGUCUAAGAAAGGCAACAACCCCAUUUACAACAUGCUCCCAGACGCAAUUGGCCAGUUGUCUACAAGUGAACUGGUCUCGAACUCAGACUUCCAGACGAUUUCACGCUUCCUGAUCCAGUUCAUCACGAAGGAAAAGCAGAUUGAGAGUAUUGUAGAGAAGCUAUCGCAGCGGUUCCCGACGGCAGCAAAGGCGCAGCAGCAGCGUGAUCUGGCCUAUUGCUUGGCGCGUCUGCCGCACACUGAAAAGUCCCUCAAGUAUCUGUACCAAAACCGCAAACUUUACAGCGAUGCGCUUCAUGAUAGUGCAGUGGCUGACAACUUCACGUCGUUGAUUGCAAAAGCAAGACGAGGCAACAGUGCACUCACAGCCACAGCGGAGAUGAAGGAAGCGAUCGACAAACUGGACCAAUUUGUGGUUGGAACAAAAGAAGGAAAGGAAGAAGAUGAAACGAUGAACGGAGAAUCAACGGACAGAGGUUCGUCGCCCAAGGGCAAAGCCAAGCGUAAACUCUCCGCUAAAGCUGCGAAGGCUACGCGAGUGACGUCCAAGAAGAGAGAACGAGCCAAGCGAAAGACUCGUAAGCAGAAAGCGACACGUGCCGUGAGCGAGGAAUCGUCGGAAGAAGAGUAGGAAUUAACUUGUCGUGAAUAUUCACUGCGUGCUGAUUCGGAUAUGAUAAGCUCAAGUAGAUACCUCCAAUAGAUAAGGAGUUUAGCCUGAAAGAGGCUGCCGUUCAGCCGCCAUCAAGCUCGUGCAGGCAGUCAAGACGCGAAGAACUUCGUCCGGGUCCUCUAGAUAAUACUGCGCGCGACUGACUUUCAUCCCCACUGUGCACGUGUAACAGUUGCUUCCUUGGACAACAUCGAACAUAUCUUCGUCUGUGCGUUCAUCGCCCAGCGCCAGAAUGAAAUCAAAGUCCAGCGCUGUAAAGUACGGUGUCUCACUCUCGUACUCGAGAAUGCGACUCACAGCGCGGCCUUUGUUCACACGCCACGGUCGAAUCAUGACGUACUUCUUGAUCCGACACAUGACCACACCGACUGGCAGAUCUCGCAGCAUCUGGUCGAAAUGGAGCUGCAUGUCCUUCGCCUGCUUCAGUCCAAAGGUGGGGUCGGCGUCUCGAAAGUGCCACGUGUAGCAGCAAUCCUUCACGUCCAGUAGGGAACCAGGAGUGCGCUCUGUGAAGUGUUCCAAGAUACUCUCCACUUCAUCCCUCCACUCCAACUCAACGUCACUGAACAUACAUUGCCAUGGAGCUCUUUCCCGGAUCGCACUCUCACUACCAAUGACGGAAGAAGAGGAACUGGCCAGCGGGUUUUCUUCAGUGGAUAAGGUCGAUUCAGCCGUGUGUGGUGAGUCUUCACUGGUUCUACCUGUCAGGAUAUCCCCACCACUAUCAGUAUUGGGCUUAAACGGGUGUUUGGAGGCAGGACGGAACCAAUAGCCAUGCUCUGCAGCCAGUCCGACUCGCGGUAAGUGACCAAACCAUUCCUAUUAAGCAAACAACUCGUUAAGUGAGCCACAAAACUGUAUAGCAUCAACGCAAGAGGAAGCAGUACCUGUAAGCGGUUCUUGUUCCUUCCACUGAUGAUGUAUACAGUGUUAUGAGGGUCGGCAGUCAAAUCUUCCAGACACGACAUCAAGGCUGCAGAAGGCUCGGCCAGUUCCUCCAUGCUCUGAUAGUUCACAAGUGUUCCAUCAUAGUCGAGCAAGAAUAAACGUCGCUGGCUUCGCUCGUAGUACCCGAGCAGUUGUGCCGUAUCCAGUUUAUCCAGACGGUUGUACUCUUGCGCAGUAGCGGCAGCCUGCGUCCAGGUAAAAAGCACGCAUGGUUAACUCUCGGUCGACAUCAUGUCAAACACAAUUAACUCACCUCGUUCAGGGCUGACAUGAUUCGUUGAGCCCACAGCGUCGACGUGUACGUGUUCACAUAUCGCGACAAUUGGUGGUGUCGAAUCCGCUUCGUAGUAUUGUUCAUACGAAGCGCUGUGUCCACACUUGCUGCCACUUGUUCAAUGUGCAUCGGAUUUACCAGUAACGCGCCCUGGAAAGAUGACGCACACCUGUCAGUAGCAAGAGCUUUCGUCAACACAACAAUAUAAUCCUACAAUAGAAAGCACUGUACCCUGCAAAUUCGCUGUAGACCAGCACCCCAUGACAGCUCUUCUUCUGAGCAGCAAUAAACUCCAUGGCC